AUGGCGGCCACUCUCCUGCUCCACCGUGCGAAUCUACGCGUAUACCAGACGAUCAAGACCAGUGCUGUCGCCGCUAUGGCACGUCAGCAGUCUACCUUUAGCUCAUACCUGGUAACUCCGACCGAGCUGAACGAUGCCCUGAAGCACAACUCGCCAAGCAAGCUGUCUACUUCACCGAGGACGAUACCCGUCUGUGGUAGCUGGUUCUUGCCCAAUGACCCCGAGAAGCGCUCUGGCCGUGAAGUCUUCAAGCAGCGACACAUUCCAUCUGCUCGCUUCUUCGACAUCGACAAGAUCUCGGAUACCUCAAGCCCGUACCCACACAUGCUGCCAAGUCCGGACGUCUUUCAGAGAGCUCUGAGCGAGCUAGGGGUGAACAGGGACGACGUAGUAGUGGUCUACGACACAGCCGAGCUCGGCAUCUUCUCAGCCCCAAGAGUGGCAUGGACGUUCGAAGUCUUUGGUCACCCCGCUGUACAUAUCUUGAACAACUUUAGGUUAUGGGUAGAGCAAGGUCUGCCAACGGAAGAAGGCGAGCAGCAGAAGUUCGAACAGACCCAAUACCCAAUCCCAGUACUAGACAGCAGUAAAGUCGUGGCGUUUGAGGAAAUGCGCGAGCUGGCGAAAGACUACAGGAAGGAAGGUAGCGAAGAAAUCAACAUCCUCGAUGCCCGUUCCACGGGUCGCUGGAAAGGCACCGACCCUGAGCCACGUCCCGGUCUCUCCUCAGGACACAUCCCCGGCUCGACCUCCAUUCCAGUUCCUGAUCUCCUCGAUCCGAAGACCAAGGCCUUCCUGCCGGCGGAAGAGUUAAGGAAGGUGUUCGAGAGUAAGGGCGUCGAUCCCAGCAAGCCGGUGAUCUCGACUUGUGGUACUGGUGUUACCGCUACGGUCAUCGAUACUGCGCUUGCGGUGGCAGGACUAGGAGACGAGAGAAAGAGGAGGGUCUACGAUGGGAGUUGGAGUGAGUGGGCGCAAAGGGUAAAGCGCUCAGAGAAUCUGAUCGUAAAGUCAGAGUAA
Messenger RNA from Recurvomyces mirabilis, 1020 nucleotides. RefSeq lists its product as uncharacterized. Gene Ontology annotation, molecular function: thiosulfate-cyanide sulfurtransferase activity. Lineage: Eukaryota; Fungi; Ascomycota; Dothideomycetes; Mycosphaerellales; Teratosphaeriaceae. The transcript has a single exon. Gene Ontology annotation, cellular component: mitochondrion. The coding region runs from base 1 to 1020 and encodes 339 amino acids. The record is from RefSeq and is a predicted model, not a curated record.